UAGAUAGGGCAUAGGCCUAUACGUAUGGUGUCUAGAUACAGUCCACCUUUGGUUACAUUUGCCCUCUCUGCCAUACUUGGAAGUUGUAAAACAACUACUGGUAGUCUUAGAAGACACAGCUGCCUGCUCAUAAAUCCACUUAUUCAUCAUACUAACCAGACGUGUUGGAUUGGAACACGAUUUCUAUCCACCAUGAAGGCUAAGACUGUUUUGAAGGCUGUUCUCUCUGUGGAGCAGGAUGAGGGUGUUGGGGCUCGAGUCAGGCGGAGUGUAGGAAGGCCAGAGCUCAAAAACUUUGAUCCAUUCCUGAUGCUAGAUGAGUUUAAGGGUAAAGCUCCAGGAGGUUUUCCGGAUCACCCACACAGAGGCUUUGAAACGGUCACAUAUGUCAUAAAGGGAAGUAUUCGUCAUGAGGAUUUCUGUGGACACAAAGGCAUAAUUGGAGCUGGAGACCUACAAUGGAUGACCGCUGGCCGAGGAAUAGUCCACUGUGAGAUGCCACACGGGGAGGGGGAGGUUCAUGGCCUUCAGUUGUGGGUCAACCUAGCUAAGAAAUACAAGAUGAUUGAGCCAGCAUACCAAGAACUUCUAGACAAGGACAUCCCAAGGGCAACUAAAGAUGGAGUCACAGUCAAGGUCAUUGCUGGGGAAGCAUUUGGUAUAAAGUCCAAGGUGUACACUCGCACUCCUACAAUGUAUCUGGAUUUUAAAUUGACACCUGGAUCUAAACUGGAGCAGCCCAUUCCAGUUGGCUGGAGGUCUUUUCUGUACAUUCUCUCUGGAAAGGCGAAGUUUGGACCAACAGGAAACCAGAAGGAGAUAGAGGCCCACCACACAGUGACCUUCAACGACGAUGGCGACUCCAUAAGUGUGGACAAUUCAGGGUCAACAGAGUGUCAUCUGGUGAUGAUUGCUGGAGAACCAAUCAAAGAGCCUAUCGUCCAAUAUGGACCUUUUGUAAUGAACACUCAAGAGGAUAUACAGAAGACUUUUCGCGACUAUCAAUUGGGAAAAAAUGGUUUUGAGAAUGCUCCUAAAUGGCAGUCGGAUUAUGUGAAGAAUCGUGAAUAAGUGCCAGCCUCUGUCACUCCAGUAACCAUGGUUACCUCAUUUAUCAUUUGUGUAGGACCUUUUGUCAUGACUUCUGAAGAGGAAAUCCUGGAGGCAAGGAAAGACUACCAGUUUGCCAGAAAUGGGUUUGAGAAGGCCCAUACAUGGAAUUCCUUCAUUGUAACAGAAGAUGAAUCUGAACAAACAUUUUCUUGAUUGUGAGGAAAAAUUGUUUUGUUGUUUUGUCUUAUGAACUAGUAUAUAC
Molecule: messenger RNA, 1315 nt
Organism: Magallana angulata
Lineage: Eukaryota; Metazoa; Mollusca; Bivalvia; Ostreida; Ostreidae
Product: pirin-like
Exons: 9
Coding region: 25-1071 (348 amino acids)
Biological process (GO): monocyte differentiation
Cellular component (GO): nucleus
Molecular function (GO): quercetin 2,3-dioxygenase activity
Source: RefSeq, a predicted model, not a curated record